AUGAGUAGCAGCAACAACAAGUCAGCACACUAUGAUAGCAUAUACUACGAUACAGACGAUGAAGACAAUGCCACAGACCACAAGAUCCCAACAAACGACGAGUUGCUUUACGAUCCAAGUAUGGACGACCAGGACGAGGCUUGGAUCCUGAAUCAAAUCAAAAAGGCUGGUGGUAAAGAAGCUCAAACGGAUGCCGUUUUGACAUGUCCAAUGUGUUUUUCUCCACUCUCGUACAAUUGCCAAAGGCACGAGCGAUAUACGAAUCAAUAUCGAGCCAUGUUUGUCACCAAUUGCCGAAUCAUCAAAUCCGAGCGGUACAAGGACAAGGGCAGCGAUGAGGCAUUCUAUCCAGUGCAUUGUAGUUCAUGUGACACGCAUGUUGCCAUGAUGGAUGAGGAAGAAGUGUAUCAUUUUUUCAAUAUAAUUGCAACUUGA
Molecule: messenger RNA, 435 nt
Organism: Lichtheimia ornata
Lineage: Eukaryota; Fungi; Mucoromycota; Mucoromycetes; Mucorales; Lichtheimiaceae
Exons: 4
Coding region: 1-435 (144 amino acids)
Biological process (GO): positive regulation of cell population proliferation
Cellular component (GO): nucleus
Source: RefSeq, a predicted model, not a curated record